Molecule: messenger RNA, 4770 nt
Organism: Populus trichocarpa (black cottonwood)
Lineage: Eukaryota; Viridiplantae; Streptophyta; Magnoliopsida; Malpighiales; Salicaceae
Exons: 7
Coding region: 1-4770 (1589 amino acids)
Biological process (GO): telomere maintenance; DNA repair
Molecular function (GO): DNA helicase activity
Source: RefSeq, a predicted model, not a curated record
AUGACAAGUCGGCGCCAACGUCCACAACCCGACCAUCACAUACAAUGUUAUCCUUAUCCAACGGCUAUUUUUUAUGAUGAUUCUUAUCCUGUUACGGAUGACAUCUAUCCUGUUAUGGAUGAGAGUUUUGUUGGCGUUUCUAGCUCUUUGGAUAUUGAAAGUGCCCACCAAAAUCUUUUUCAUCGUGAUGCCCAUAUUGGCUUUCAUUACGAAGAUUCCUCCACAAUUGCCUCAUCGUCUUCUGGACCAAGUUUACGAUCAAAAAGUCAUGGAACUGAACAUGCAAAUAUUAUUACUCCUUUGUCUUCAGACAAUUUGUCUUCUCUGGUAUCAAACUGUCAAGCUAAAGAUCAGCCAAUUAAUGUCCCCUCAAUGAUUCCUGACCAAUAUAAUAUCAUCGAGCGUUUGGCACGUUCAUCAAAGAAAAACCCCUCCUUUACAUCAUGUUGUGCUAAUGGCAAAAUCCAAUUGCCUACUGCUCCUAACACACCUCAAUUUCUAGAUGAUCUUUUAAAUCCUGACAAAGGUUCAUUGUCCAUCAAAUUCCGGCAUAACAUUCGUGCUUAUAAUUCAAUGUUUGCUUUCACUUCAAUGGGAGCGCAGAUUGAUCAUACUGUCAAUUCUCAACCAGGGCCAUAUAUAUUUAAAAUAAAUGGACAAUGUCAUCAUCUUAUGGGAUCAUUAGUACCAAUUGAUGCUGAAUCACCAAGAUUUGCACAACUAUACAUCUUUGACACAGACAAUGAAAUUGCUAAUCGACUACACCCUUUUAAUAAUGAUAAUUGUCAAUCAUCUUUAGAUGAAAAUGUUGUCAACAAACUUAUUGACAUGCUUGAUUCUUCCAAUGCAUUGGUUAAAUUGUUUCGUCAAGUUAGACAUAGACUUAACAAUGAUGAAUUCCCGAAUUUCAAACUUCGUUUAAUUGGUAAAAGAGAUGGUGACUCAAAGCAAUAUGAUGAUCCUUCCUCUAAUGAUGUAUGUGGUUUAAUUGUUGGCGAUAUUGGAGAAUCACAAACUGAUAGAGAUAUUAUUAUUGAAGGUUAUUCUAGAAAUCUCCGCAGGAUCUCUAAAUUGCAUCCAAAAUUUAUGUCUCUUCAGUAUCCACUCUUAUUUCCUUAUGGUGAAGAUGGUUAUCAUACUGACAUUUUAUUCACAAAUCAAGAGCAUUAUACUCCUUCAAAACGUCAAAAAGUUACAAUGCGAGCAUAUUAUGCUUAUGUCAUUCAAGAAAAAUUAGGAGAUAGUAGUACACUUACCAAAGGCGGAAGACUUUAUCAACAAUUUUUAGUUGAUGCAUUUAUGAAUGUUGAACAAGAACGCCUUGAUUUCAUUCGCUCAAACCAAGAAAAUCUGAGAACUGAAUCUUAUAAAGGUGUCCAAGACGCAGUUUUAAGAGGUGAUGUUAAUGGUUCAAGUACUGGAAAAAUCAUCCUCCCCUCUUCUUUAACUGGAAGCCCUAGAUACAUGAUUAACAAUUAUCAUGAUGCAAUGGCUAUAUGUCGUCAUUAUGGUAAUCCUGACCUUUUUAUUACAUUCACUUGCAAUGUCAAUUGGCCUGAAAUUCAAAGAGAAAUUAAAAAAAGCCGAAAUUAUAAAGCUGAAGACAAACCUGACAUAAUUGCAAGAGUAUUUCGAUACAAACUUAAUGAUAUGAUUUCAUUCAUUAAAUCAGGACAGCCCUUCGGGAAAACAAUUGCUGGUAUUUUUCUGAUGUCGAUUCAGUUAUUUCAGGCUGAACUGCCAAACAGAGCAGAUGAUCCUCAUUGCUAUGCAAUUGUUUUAAAAUUUAUGCUGCAUGGUCCAUGCGGAAUUGCUAGCCCAAAAGCCCAAUGUAUGAAGGGAAAUCAAUGUUCAAAAAAAUUCCCUAAAAAGUUUAAGCAAUCAACGGUUUUCGGUGAAAAUGGCUUUGUGUUUUACAAGCGACGAAAUUUCCCUGCGUCAUUUGUUAUGAAAAAUGGAAUUGCUCUCUCUAAUUCCUAUGUUGUCCCAUACAACAAAGAGCUUCUAAUCCGUUAUAAUGCUCAUGUUAAUGUUGAAAUUUGUUGCCAAUCAAUGCUCAUAAAAUAUCUUUUCAAAUAUGUUAGCAAAGGAUCUGAUAGGUGUCGAGCUGUUAUUCAAGGUCAAACAAACGAUGAGAUUCAGGCUUAUCUUAAUUGUAGAUUUGUUUGUCCUUAUGAAGCUGUAUGGCGACUCUUACAAUUUCCAAUCCAUUCAAGAAACCCAGCAGUUGAAAGACUUCAAAUACAUUUGCCAAUGCAACAUUCUGUUGUUUUCUUUGGAAAUCAAAACUUAUCUUCUGUUUUAAGAAAAAAUGGUCUCAAUAAGACAAUGCUCACAGGAUGGUUUGAUCAGAACAAAGAAGAUGUUGAAGCAACACAGUUAUAUUACUCGCAAUUUCCAAACAAAUAUGUUUGGGAUGCUAGGCAGAAAGAAUGGAUUUACAGAACAAGAGGUUUUUCACUUGGACGUAUAACAUAUGUGCAUCCUGCUGCUGGCGAAUUGUAUUUCUUAAAGAUGCUUUUAAAUCAUGUUAAAGGAGCUACAAGCUUUGAAUAUCUACGUUGUGUCUCUGGUAUUGUUUAUCCAACCUUUCAACUCGCCUGCAAAGCACUUGGUCUCCUUGAUGAUGGCAAAGAAUGGGCUGAAGCUUUUUCAGAAGCUGUUUUAACUGCUUCCUCCUCACAACUUAGGCAACUAUUUGUCAGUGUCACUCUAUUUUGUCAAAUUGCUAGCCCCCAAGAUUUGCUUGAUCAAUUUUGGCACACAAUGCAUGACGACAUUAGAAUCAAGCUAUCAUCUUUCUCCCCACAUAAUCUUCAUUUCAGUGAUAAUGAACUUAAAAAUUAUGUUCUUUAUGAACUUGAACAACUUUUCAAUGCCUUGGCAACAUCCCUCAAAGACUAUAAUUUACCACUGCCAAAUGAUCGUUUGAUGUCUGAAAUUAGAAAUAAUCUCCUUAGAGAAGAACUCAAUUAUGAUAUUUCUGAACUUCGAAGCAAUAAUGAAGCAUCAAUUUCAUUACUUAACACAUGCCAAAAGAAAAUUUAUGAUCGAGUUAUGGAAUCAAUUUCAAAAAAUCAACAAUCUCUUAUUUUUGUUUACGGGCAUGGCGGCACAGGGAAAACUUUUUUAUGGCAUUCACUUAUUAAUAGUAUUAGAUCAGAAGGGUUAAUUGUUCUUGCUGUUGCAUCAUCAGGAAUCGCAUCUAUUCUGCUCCCUGGUGGUCGCACAGCUCACUCAAGGUUUAAGAUUCCUCUUGCUAUAAAUGAGAACUCAACAUGUGAAAUAAAAAAAAAUACUCAUCUUUCAAGGUUGAUUGAAACGACAACACUUAUUGUAUGGGAUGAAGCUCCUAUGAAUAAUCGCUACUGUUUUGAAACAUUGGAUAGAUCAUUACGUGAUAUAAUGGGCCAAACUGGUCAUUCCAAUCAUAACCAACCUUUCGGUGGGAAAUCUAUUUUACUUGGUGGGGAUUAUCGUCAAAUUCUCCCUGUUAUACCUGGAGGAACAAAAGAAGAUAUUAUUAAUGCUUCCUUAAGUAGUUCACCACUCUGGCCAAAAUUUGAAAUCAUGUUGCUAAAACAAAAUAUGAGAUUGUCAAUUGCUGGUCUUAGUUCAGAUGAAAUCAAUGAAAUUAAAACAUUUGCUAAAUGGAUUCUUAAAAUAGGUGACGGAGACCUUUGUGAUAUACCUUUUUUUGAUGAACUUGAUGAAUCUUUGAUUAAAAUUCCAUGUGAUUUGCAACUACAUACCUCUGGUGAUCCAAUUAAAGCUAUGGUUUCAGCUAUUUAUCCCAGCAUUGAACAACCUGCUCUUGAACCAUCUUACUUUAAAGAAAGAGCUAUUAUCACACCAAAAAACAUUACUGUUACUGAAAUCAAUAAUUUCAUACUUGGAGUUACACAUGGUCCUCAACGCAUUUAUCUUAGCAAUGAUUCUGUUGAUGCAUCUUCCAGUGAUAACGACAAUAUAAACUUAUUAUAUCCAUUGGAAUUUAUAAACCAACUUGAGUUCAGUGGUGUUCCUUCGCACAUUCUUGCUUUGAAAAUAGGAGCGCCAAUUAUGUUGCUGAGGAAUCUGAGUCCAAUGAUAGGCUUAUGUAAUGGAACACGACUAAUCAUCACACAACUUGCUGAUAGAGUUAUUGAAGCUCAAAUUAUAACAGGCUCACACAUUGGUGACCGAAGCGGAGCUAUACAAGGAUCAUCCAAAGCAAGAGAUGCAGAAUUUUUCAAUCUCAACAUAAUCGAAGGUUCCUAUAUUGAGAUUAAAGACUUCUACACCUACGAAAAUCGAGCUGCUAAUAUUGUUGUUGAUCAUGAGGCAAUUAUUGACUUAAAGUCUGAUACCAAGAUAAUGCAUCUUGAUUCUGUUAAACAUGAUGUGCCGCGAUACCAUUUCAACCUCACUGACUUUGCACAUGUCUUAACCAAAGGCAGAGGAUCAAGAGUUCUUACAGAUGUUCUGGGUCGACUUAAAGGAAUCCAGCCAAUUGAAAAGAUAUUAGUUCAAGGUCACAGACUUGAAGAUAAAAAAGAGUUCAUCAUUGAGAAUAUAAGGGGAGAAGAUCUCCGACUUACUUUAUGGGGAGACGUUGCUCGAAGCUUUGAUGAUAAUAUCGUUAAUGCGCAAGAAUCUCCCAUAAUUGUUGUCUUUGCCGGGUUUCGAGUUACAGAAUUCCGAGGUGCAGCAAAUUUAACUGGGACUGCUGCAUCACUUUGGUAUUUCAAUCCAAAUAUUCCAGAAGUUCUGCCAUAUAAGCAAUUGUAA